AUGGGAGCGGAACUCUCACCGAAGGCCACCGUCCAGCAACUCUUAGAUGCCAUGAAGCAACUGCAGAGGGAUUCUGUUAGCGCUUUCAACAAGGAAAUUAGGGAAAUUGACUCUCAUGUCAGCAGGCUUCAACGUGAGAUGAGAGAGAUGGCCAAGCUGAAUUACGACUGUUCCGAAGGCAUGAGAGCUCUUGCGAAGUCCUGUCUUGACGCCAAGAAGGUGAAGGAUCAGAUAAAUCUCUUCAUCGUCCAGGUCACAAGUCUUGAGAGAGAAGUGAGGCUUCAGGCGACUCAGCAGCAGAUUCACGCCCUUAUCAAAGACUCGGGCGCUGUCGUCGGGAGGAUCAACGAACUAUUCAGCACUAAUGGGUUUAGAGAGGGUAUAGUGAACAUGUCCAGAGAGCUGGAGCGAAUGGGCAUAGUCAACUCCAUCUUCAACUCUCAGUUUGAAAACGCCCUUCAGAGCAAUGACAUGGAUGCGCGCGUCGAGGCCGAAAUCAAUGAUGUGAUUAACAAAGUUCUUGAGUCUGACCAGGCCAGCGGGGCUCUUCCUGCCAUUCCACAGGGCAGUGUCAGUGCCAACGUGGAGGCAGCUAGCAUGAACGAAUAUGAGGCACAGUAG
This is a messenger RNA of Giardia duodenalis, 621 nucleotides long. Its product is annotated as Vacuolar protein sorting 24. The transcript has a single exon. Gene Ontology annotation, biological process: vacuolar transport. The record is from RefSeq and is a predicted model, not a curated record. Bases 1 to 621 code for a protein of 206 amino acids. Lineage: Eukaryota; Fornicata; Diplomonadida; Hexamitidae.